AUAAGAUAGCUCAGUUGUUCGCGGAACGUGAAGUUAGUAGGUAUGCAUGUGGUGCUAUUCUACGUAUGGUUGUUAGUGACGUGUUGAGAAUAUUUUGUGUAACGUGAAAGAGUGACAGGUUGCAAGUUACCAUUGUGAUUUUCUGUUAUAGCAUAUUAUUUGCUUCACAGUCCUUGAUAAUUCAGUAAUUUGACACUAGAUGUUGCUGGCUUUGAACGUUAUUACGAGACAGUAGUAAAAUCGAUUUUUAUUCCUCGAAAGCGCCAGUCUCGAAUUAUGGGUGUAGUGUUCAGCGUAAUUACAUCCAGUUUCGAAAUAAUCAUUCGUCAUACUGUGGAAUUUGUGAAUGUGAAGUAAAUUACUUGAAAAUAAUUGGAUAGAAUAUAAGUUUUAAAAAGAUACUUUUCUGAUAUAAAACAGUAACUAGAGUGAACAUGAUAUCAUAUUCGACUGUAACCUCAAAGGCUCAAUCGUCCAGAAUGUUAUCAGCAUGGCUACGUUGUGUUGUGUUUGCAUUAACAGUGACGAUCAUGUUCAGUGUUUCUGUUGUAAAUGGAGAUGAAGAUUUCUGCGUCAUGGACACAUUUCGAAGUAAUUCCACGUGGUUGCAGUUCACAAAAGAACUCAGCAAUCAAGAAUAUGUUGUAGCACAGAAGUUCAAGAGCCUCCACUGUUGUGCCAAGGGGUACCGGAGUAUCGAGUGGUACAAGGACGGAAGACCUUAUCCGUGGCCCGGGGUGGUGUCCGGGUUCAUUCUGUAUCCAGAGUCGGCGAACCAAACCAUCUAUUCCAACUCAGUGGUGCAGUCUGACUCUGGCAACUACUCUUGUCUCGUAAGAAACGACACAGACGAGCUCUGGCACACAAUUAAUGUCACGGUGAUGGAUUCUGCUGGUUACUCUGGUACGCCGCUGCAGAUGUAUGAACCACAUGAUCUGUAUGUUAAAAUUGGGGAUGAAGCAAGGCUCUUCUGCGAAGCGUUUGUUGGUCGAAUUGAUCUACCAGAUGCCUACAACGAGGUCCAUUGGAAGAGAAUGGAGCACAACGGUUCUGUAAAACCUCCUGAAAGAUUUCAAGUGACCAAUAAAUCACGGGAAGACAAUGAGAUUCUGGGUUCACACCUGCUGAUUCGUGGAGUGAGAAGAGAAGACUUUGGACAGUACACAUGUCAGAUUAGCAAUACUUGGUUUCAGUCUGUUGACACAUCAGUGUGGCUCAGAGAGAUUGUGCCAUAUCAUGAUGAGAGCCAGGACAAGACAGCGUACAAGCAGAUCCUAUUAGUGUUUGCAGCAGUUAUCCUUUCAUCUCUUACACUAGUUGCUCUCUACUUACGCUUUGGAUUGCAAGUUCGAGUUAUCUGGAAAGACUCCUUCUGUAGGCAAGAAACUAAUGAUGGCAAAGAUUAUGAUGCCCUCGUAUGUUAUGAUGACAGAGACUCAGAUUUUGUACUGGGCAUGUUGGUGCCAAAACUUGAGACACUUUAUGAUUAUCGCUGUAUUACACAUCAUCUUGGAUCCAUUCAUGGAAACUUUGGGACAGAAUGGUCAGCUGUGCUUAAAGGACCUGCCCAGCAUAGCCGCCGUCUGUUGGUUGUGCUGUCUCCUUCAAUUCUACACGACAGUUGGACAAGUGCUGCUCUCUAUGAGGCUCUUCAUGCUUUACUUACAAUCCAUAACAAGAUUAUUUGCAUAGCACUGCAGCCUCUACCAAAAUGUGACCCAACAAAGAAUGCUCAAGGUGAGAGCCUUUCUACCCUACUGCAUGCAGUUCAUUUGGUGGAGUGGAGGUCAGAGGGAUACUGUGUGGGUAUGGGGGAUAGAAGUCGAGAACACAAAAGGUUCUGGGCCUCAGUUCGCCUCCAUCUGCCCCCACACAGGUAUAGUAGACAGGCAGUAAGUCUUAAACAGGAGCUGAACCAAAUGUCAGUGGCAACUACUGGUAGCAGAGUCAAUGUAUGUACUGCUGUUGGGACCAGCAAACGAGGAACAGUGCUUACAAAUUCACAUGAGAGUCUGGAGGUCCUAGUGUGAAAGAUUAUCAGUUUCCUUGGAGAAGACUGGGCCAGUAUAUCUCAUUAUUUUUGUUACUUCCUCAACAGAACAUCUUGUAAAACAAAUAAAAUUAAAUGUGCAUCAUUAUUAAUAAAAUAUGUUUCAAUAUAUGCCAAAUAUAUAUUAUUUAGCUCUUCUAGCAUUAAAAGGACAGCUUCAGUACCGAAUUAAUUUAAUAUUUAAGAAUCCUAAUGUGACAGGUACUUGAAGGCCUAGAUCAGUUUUGCUUAUCAUUUAUCCCACAAUGUCCAAUUAGCUUAAUUGGUACUCUUCAUUUAGUUUUUUUUUAAUUUAAAAUUCUGUAUUCACAGAAAAAUUUUUACUUACAUUUAGUAGGGUGUAUAUAUUAGGUAUAACAGAUGUCCAAAGACAAAUAGUAGCAUUUAUUGAAUUUAUAGUGGUAUUCUAGCUGAGCCUAUGACUUCCAUCAUGUUUAUAAGUAGAUACGAAUAGUGUAAUAAUCUGCUGAAUAUUUGUGUUAUAGCAUAGACUCAUAUAGGUAACUGUAGUGGGGUAUAAACCCUCACUGAUAUGCUUAAGUGUGUUGUAUUACUUCAUAUUGAUCUUCGAACUGUAAAAAAGCUAUAUUUCUUUUCUAUGUUGUGAUAAGGUGAAGAUGUUUGACUUUCCCAUCUACAAAAUGGGAAAGGAAGUGUGGUAGGUGGUGAAACAUGAAAAAGAGACAAUCUCAUAAUUCCUACAAUGUGUUAAUGACAUAUUUUGAGGCAAGACUGUGUACUAAAAUAAUUUUGUGUAAUAAAAAGAGGUCUUUUUAACCAUAUGUGGCACAGCCGCAAAGGUGUUCUCAGUAGUAAUAUGUCUUUAAUAGAACUAUGAAUAUCUUUUUUAUCUGUCAUAUGACUUUUCAUGACUAAUGUACAGUUCAUGAUGUUACAUCUCUUCAUUGGUUUAUUUGAAUCCUAGUUGUAAAAAAUAAAUGGAUUAAAAUAUAAAUGAGAAAGAAGUAAGAAAAUUAAAAAUUAGCAAAUAAAAUACUUUUUUGGUAGAUAA
Zootermopsis nevadensis is the source of this 3062-nucleotide messenger RNA. RefSeq names its product single Ig IL-1-related receptor. Gene Ontology annotation, biological process: signal transduction. Lineage: Eukaryota; Metazoa; Arthropoda; Insecta; Blattodea; Termopsidae. The record is from RefSeq and is a predicted model, not a curated record.